This is a messenger RNA of Arabidopsis lyrata subsp. lyrata, 933 nucleotides long. RefSeq lists its product as uncharacterized. The coding region runs from base 47 to 718 and encodes 223 amino acids. The record is from RefSeq and is a predicted model, not a curated record. NCBI's taxonomy places the organism in Eukaryota, Viridiplantae, Streptophyta, Magnoliopsida, Brassicales, Brassicaceae. The transcript has 2 exons.
AUAACACCCCCUAAGGUUUGUGUUGCGACAUUUAGCUAGGGUUAGAAUGAUGAUGAAUUUCCGCCGCAUCGCAGCAGGUUCUCUUCAUCUCUUGCAGAAGUCCGCAACGCGUCCCGCUCUGUUUCCCAAACCCUCGGAUUCUGGCGUCAUCGCUCGUCUUCGAUGGACGACAAGGGCUCUUUCUACAACGGAAUCUGCUGAGACGGCGGCGGCGGCAUCGGUCUUUUCUAGCAAAGACAACCUCAUGAGCCGGGUGAAUAGCCUUCACAAGGAAGGCAAAGAUGAACUCGCCCUACAUCUCUUUGACUCUAUGGAUGCGAACAAGGUUGAAUUUACUCCCUCCGAGUUUGCACUUUAUAUUGAGAUCCUUGCUAAGGUCAAAGGCUUAGGAUGUGCUUUUAAGUACUUCAAAAAAGUAGACCCAUACUUCAACAAUCAAGACCAUCAUGCCAGGAAUUGGCCUACCUACGCCACGCUCGUGCGUCUGCAAUGGGAACACCUCAGAAAAGCUGGGCUAAGGCCACUCACCCUUUCUUGUGAUGACAAGUCUUCUGGGAGCAAACUCCAUGCGAAUAUGAAGCGCAUGGAUAUCUCUGCGCCCCCCGCCCCGAAACUGACCCACAGCACAGCGCCCAUUCGCUUUGGGGGCGGGAAGGCUAUUUCCGUUCGUGGUACUUACCGACUAAGUUCUAGCGGUUUGCGUCUUAAAAAUGAAUAAAGACGACUAAGUUCUAGCGGUUUGUGUCUUAAUAAUGAAUAAAGCAGGUUCUUUCAUUUAAAGCUUUUCAAUUACGGCUUUACCUUUUAAAGCUUUUCAAUUAUUGUAUCUUAGUUGUGAUUUCAUGACGUUUGCUUGCCUAUAAGCUAUGAUGAAUAGCGUUUGUUGUAUGUUGGAAGAAUCUGGUUUAAUAAAUAGUUAUGUUUAUUUUAUCA